UCGGAAAGCUUCGGCUCUCACUGUUCGCCAACAAAACACAGUUUGAAAAUAUAAAUGUUUGUCAUAACCCAGGCAGAUCCAUUAGCGACGAGCGGCCUGUUCUGGACAUGUGGCCCUGGGGUUUUAAAGGACGACCAGGGCUUUAUUUGUGGUAGUUUUGUGAGAAGAAAGGCAGAUGGUGGACUAAAGCCAGCGCGACAUUCACUGCUAACACGCGCUAACACAUCUCCAUGGUUUCUCUCUAAAGUGUUUUUAAUCUGUGAGUGUUUUCUGGCGUGGAAUUGGAGAGGAGGAAGCCAGAGAGGGGGAAUCAUAUAAGCCGAAAGGAAAUGCCAAUCGCCACUACUGGUCAUUCAGCGUCUCGAGAGCCCCGCGUCUGUUCCCCGGACCCCGUCCCCAAGCGUGCUGAUUUAUGCGAGGGCGCAGGGGCCCAGCCAACAGAAUACGGGGGUUCGGAGGGGGGCCACAGCCUGGGCAGCACUAGAUUCUCUGGAGCACUUGAGAGCUCCUCUGCGGCGUCUCAUUCACCUCCUACUUCCCCUUUCCUCCACCACCACCACCAUCAUCAUCAUCACCCCCAUCCAGUGACUAUGGAGCCCCCCAGGACUCGAUCACGCUCACGGUCUGGAUUUUACCACGGUGGAUUAUCUAACUCGAACAGUAAUGCUGGGAAUGGUGGCGGUGCACUAAGUCCAGCUGGAGGACUAAACCACCACCACCACCAACAGCAGCUCGGAGCUGCUCAUGGACACACGGAAAACCUGCGCCCUCCCGGGAACAUGCUUUCUCCAGGUGCCCACAGAUACAUGGGGCCUGGAACGCACAGAAACUCUGGAGCAGGUGCAAUGGGAGGAGUUUACCACUAUCAUUCAGAGCAUGCGUGUGCCGACGCCACCGACAAGACGGAGGAUUCUCCCAGUCCGAAGAGACAGCGUCUUUCUCAGCAGUCUGUACUGGAGUUUACCUCUGCUCCUCCUUCCACACCCUCACCACCAAUCAGACCAUGGGAGCUUCCGCCCAGUCGCAGGCCACACCCCUAUCCCCACCCACACUACCACCCUGAGCGCUGCCACACACCUGCACGGCACAGACGCAGUCCUCCAGUGCGGCGUCAGCGCGGCCGGCGAGAGCGUCUGUCACGGCACCAUCCCCCUCAUGGGUCCCCGGGUGGGGGACAGGAUGAAAACUAUCGCCACCAUCCUCACCCACAUUCUCUUCAUCCCUACGGCCAGCCACCAUCCCACCCUCCGCCGGGCCUUGAUGAGCCCCGCGCCUUUCACCCCCCCACGCUCUCGCCACGGUUAUUGCACCCCCCGCAGCAGGGAGCUAUUAUGAUGGAUCUCCACGAGCAGCUCCCUCAGGGUACAGUUCCGGUGUCAUAUACAGUUUCUCCAGUGCCGCCCCAUGGUCUACCUGCCCCCCUCUGUACGGGACAGCAUCUCCCAGCAUGCUCUUCUCAACAGCAGGUGCCCACCUGUUCUGUGGUCUUCAGUGGACAGCAACACUAUCCAAUCUGUAGCGUACCUCCUCCUAUGUUGCCGGCAUGUUCAGUGCAGCAUUUGCCAAUGCCGUACGCCGCAUUUCCUUCUCUCCUCUCCAGUGAUCCACCCUUCCUGCUUCAUCCGCCGCAUCUAUCACAUCAUCCGCCCCACCUCCCCACGCCUGGACAGUUCUUACCCUUCCAGACGCAACAGUCUCGAUCUCCGCUGCAGAGGAUCGAGAAUGAGGUUGAGUUAUUGGGGGAACACCUGUCAGUAGGUGGAGGGUUUAACUAUCCCCAUCCGGGACAUCCUAGUCCUCUGCCCCCUUCCACCCCACUGCAGUUCCUCUCCCAUGAACCCCUGCCCCAGGAGCUCUUUGGAGUGCCGUAUCCACACUUCAUGCCUCGGCGAAUCACAGGCAGACGUUACCGCUCUCAGCAGGCUGUACCUCCACCUCCUUACCACCCAAGUCUGCUGCCCUACUUCCUAUCUGUUCUUCCAGUCCAGCCAACAGCAGUGGGUCCCACCAUUAGCUUGGAGCUGGAUGUAGAUGAUGGAGAGGUUGAGAAUUAUGAGGCUCUGUUAAACCUUGCUGAGCGUCUUGGAGAAGCAAAGCCUAGAGGUUUGACAAAAGCCGAUAUCGAACAGCUGCCUUCCUACAGAUUCAACCCCAGCAACCAUCAGUCAGAGCAGACUUUGUGUGUAGUGUGCAUGUGUGAUUUUGAGUCUCGUCAGCUGUUGAGAGUACUGCCCUGUAAUCAUGAAUUCCAUGCCAAGUGUGUCGACAAAUGGCUCAAGGCUAACAGAACCUGUCCUAUUUGCCGAGCCGAUGCCUCUGAAGUCCAGCGGGAUUCUGAGUGACGCUGCUCCCCGAACACACACACCACUAAACACUUCAGUCAUUCUCCCACCGUUACAUUCAGUUAACUUCCACAUGCACACAGAUGACUGCUGCAAAAGAUUCAUAAAAACUUUAUGCAUCAAAAGCAUGGUUUGCUAUUCAUCUAUGAAUAUCCAACUAAUUGAGACACACACAAACUCAUCCCUUUGGAUGUUUGAUCACUAAUUCUUUGAGUGGAAGUCCAAAGAUUAUGAUUCAUAUUAUCAAUCUGGUUAUGGUCUGGUUCUGAUAUUGUUUUUUUUCUUUUUUUUCUUUAUAUAAAUCUAUAUAUAGUUUAGUUCUCCCCUUUGGGGACAGGUGUUGAUAUGUUGCAGUCUCAGUGAGUGAGUGAGUGAGUGAGUGAGUGAGUGUGUGCACUAACAUUCCCGGCUAUGUGAGCACACUGUGGUGUGGUGGUCUUUACGAAGGUUAAUGUUGUGAGCAUGGGCUUUAAUAUUUUACCAACAAAUAUAGCUAUAUAUAAAUAUGUAUGUAUCAAUAUAGAGGGACAAAAUUUUUUUCUUUUUU
This is a messenger RNA of Carassius carassius (crucian carp), 2889 nucleotides long. RefSeq names its product E3 ubiquitin-protein ligase RNF38-like. NCBI's taxonomy places the organism in Eukaryota, Metazoa, Chordata, Actinopteri, Cypriniformes, Cyprinidae. The coding region runs from base 330 to 2342 and encodes 670 amino acids. The record is from RefSeq and is a predicted model, not a curated record. The transcript is spliced from 14 exons.